AUGCGGAACCUUCUUCUCUCUGUUCUGGCAUUCAGUGUUGUGGCUGAUGCCUAUGGCUCGGGAUCUGCUGGCUGGGAUGCGGCCUAUUCAAAGGCACAAGCAGCACUUCUGAAGCUAAAUCAGACUGAAAAGGUCGGCAUUGCCACUGGUGUUGGGUGGGAAGGAGGACCCUGCGUGGGCAACACAUAUGCCGCCAGCUCCAUCGAUUAUCCCUCCUUGUGUUUACAGGACUCGCCGUUGGGAAUUCGUUUUGCCAACCCCGUUACAGCUUUCCCUGCGGGUAUUAACGCAGGAGCAACUUGGGAUCGUAGCUUGUUGUACGCGCGCGGUGCUGCAAUAGGUAAAGAAGCUAAAGGUCUGGGUGUCCAUGUCCAGCUAGGGCCAGUCGCUGGUCCUCUAGGAAAGAAUCCCGAUGGUGGUAGGGACUGGGAAGGGUUCUCAGUCGACCCGUAUCUCAGUGGAGUAGCUAUGGAAGAGACAAUUCAGGGUAUGCAAGAUUCGGGCGUUCAGGCCUGCGCCAAGCACUGGCUCGGGAAUGAGCAGGAGCACAGGCGCGAAACAGUGAGCUCUAACAUCGGCGACCGUGCGACGCAUGAGCUGUAUGUAUGGCCGUUCAUGAACGCAGUUAAGGCAAAUGUCGCAUCUGUCAUGUGUUCCUAUAACAAACUGAAUGAGACUUGGGCCUGUGAGAAUGAUUCUCUCUUGAAUGACCUCAUGAAAAAGGAGCUAGGUUUCCCUGGUUACAUUAUGACCGACUGGAACGCGCAGCACACUGGUGUCAACAGUGCUUUGGCUGGGCUCGAUAUGACGAUGCCUGGAAGUGACUUCAAUACGCCACCUGGCAGUAUCUUCUGGGGACCAAAUCUCUUGCAGGCCGUUACCAAUAACUCUGUGCCCCAAUCACGUUUGGACGAUAUGGCAACGCGUAUCCUAGCAGCUUGGUAUCUUCUCGAUCAGGACCAAGGCUACCCCGAGGUGUCUUUCGGCUCAUGGAACGGUGGUAGAGCCAGUGUCGACGUCACAGGAGACCAUGCGACUGUCGCCCGCACGGUUGCCCGUGAUUCCAUUGUCUUAUUGAAGAACAAGGAACGCGCUCUUCCUCUUCAGCAACCGAAGAGCCUUGCAAUCAUUGGACAGGAUGCUAUCGUCAACCCCAGUGGUCCCAAUGCAUGCUCAGAUCGCGGCUGCAACAAUGGCACGCUAGCUAUGGGUUGGGGCAGCGGCACGUCGGAGUUCCCUUACCUCGUUGGUCCUCUUGAUGCGAUCCGAGUCCAGGCCAGGAAAGACGGUACGGAACUUUUCCAGAGUACAACCGAUAGCACUACAGCUGCAGCUUCGGCUGCCGCAGCGGCAGAGACUGCCGUGGUGUUCAUCAAUGCAGACAGCGGUGAAGGUUACAUUACAGUGGAGGGCAACGUUGGCGAUAGAAACGAUUUAGAUCCCUGGCACAACGGAAACAACCUUGUCAAGUCCGUCGCAGCAGUGAACAAGAAUGUGAUAGUCGUCAUACACAGCGUGGGGCCCAUUAUUCUCGAGACCGUUUUAGCCCAGCCCUCAGUGAAAGCAGUUGUUUGGGCCGGGCUACCAGGCCAAGAAAGCGGAAACGCCCUCGUUGAUGUGAUUUAUGGCAGUACCUCUCCAAGCGGCAAGCUCCCAUACACGAUCGCCAAGCAGUCUUCAGACUAUGGAGCCGGCUGGACCACUGAGCUAGACGACAAUUUUGUCGAGGAUCUGUUCGUUGAUUACCGCCACUUCGACAAGAAUGACAUUGCCCCGCGCUAUGAGUUUGGCUAUGGCUUAUCGUACACGACCUUCAACUACGUUGGACUUGUGGUUAGUAUUUCCGGUAAAGCUGGGGCAUCAAGUGGACGCAUUGUUCCUGGUGGGGCAGAGGACCUUUUCGAGUCAGUCGGCACUAUCUCUGUCACUGUCCAGAACAUUGGCGAGGUCGCUGGUGCCGAGGUUGCUCAGCUCUAUCUUGGUCUUCCGGAUUCUGUCCCAAGCACUCCUCCCAAGCAACUGCGAGGGUUCCAGAAGCUGAAUCUCCAACCGGGAGAGCCGGGGACGGCUACUUUUGAGCUCACUCGGCGGGACUUGAGCUACUGGGACGUGCCGAUACAGAAAUGGGUUGUUCCUAGUGGCAUCUUUACUGUUUAUGUCGGAAGCUCCAGUCGGGAUAUUCGCGAAAAUGGGCAAUUUAUUGUCAACCAGUAG
Molecule: messenger RNA, 2214 nt
Organism: Penicillium digitatum Pd1
Lineage: Eukaryota; Fungi; Ascomycota; Eurotiomycetes; Eurotiales; Aspergillaceae
Product: beta-glucosidase
Biological process (GO): glucan catabolic process
Molecular function (GO): beta-glucosidase activity
Source: RefSeq, a predicted model, not a curated record